Leptidea sinapis is the source of this 6432-nucleotide messenger RNA. It is a transcript of the gene Ide, whose product is annotated as insulin-degrading enzyme. NCBI's taxonomy places the organism in Eukaryota, Metazoa, Arthropoda, Insecta, Lepidoptera, Pieridae. Gene Ontology annotation, cellular component: cytosol; mitochondrion. Gene Ontology annotation, molecular function: metal ion binding; metalloendopeptidase activity. The coding region runs from base 219 to 3260 and encodes 1013 amino acids. Gene Ontology annotation, biological process: peptide catabolic process. The record is from RefSeq and is a predicted model, not a curated record. The transcript has 26 exons.
UUGGAUUUAUGUUGUGUUUUGCACUUAGCAGUACAUUACACGAUAAAUCUCACAAUAAAAUUUAAUAUUCGUCACUGAAAAGUUAUUGUUUUAAACUGAAUAAUUGUUAAGUCAAGCUGGCAUCUAAACGGCUGUUACUAAUUGGUUUCCACAGCUAUUCUCCGUCAACACUACGAGCAAGUUACAAUAGUCUAGCACUCUGCCGGCGAAAAUCUACAAUGACAGUUGGUGAAUGUGCGCGAACACCGGAGGGUGGUGGACCAGCUGUAGCUCCAAAAGCAUCCAGCAACUUAGGAGGAUCAUCAGCACAGACUGUGAGCACUGGUGAUGGUGUUAUCAAGCGAUAUACUGAUAUUGUUAAGAGUCAGGAAGAUAAGCGAGAAUAUAGGGGCUUGGAACUGGCUAACAGACUGAAGGUGUUGUUGGUUAGUGAUCCGAGCACUGACAAGUCUGCGGCUGCUUUGGAUGUCAAUAUAGGUUAUCUCAGUGAUCCCGAUGAGUUGCCAGGACUUGCACACUUCUGUGAACACAUGCUUUUUCUUGGGACUAAAAAGUAUCCACAGGAAAAUGAAUAUAGCAAGUUUCUGUCAGAGCAUGGGGGGUCUUCCAACGCCUCCACAUCAUCAGAUCACACCACUUUCUACUUCGACGUGCUUCCGCAGCACCUGCCCAAAGCUCUGGACAUCUUCGCGCAGUUCUUCAUAAGCCCGCUGUUCACGGAGUCGGCGACGGGCCGUGAGCUCAGCGCCGUCGACUCAGAGCACGACAAGAACCGAUCAGCGGACACGUGGCGGCUGGAGCAGCUUAACAAGAAUACAGCGGACCCUAACCACCCCUACCACAAGUUUCCUACAGGUUCCCGAGAAACUCUAGAGACGGUGCCCAAAGCGAAGGGUAUCGACGUGAGGAAGGCUCUACUCGAGUUCCAUAAUAAGUGGUACUCCGCUAACAUCAUGACAAUGAUCGUCGUUGGUAAAGAGUCCCUAGACGAUUUAGAAAAACUCGUGGUGGAUCUCUUCUCGUCUGUGGAGGACAAGUCAGUGUCGGCGCCGAGUUGGCCGGACCACCCGUUCCCGCCGGAGCGACGCCGCAAGCGUGCGUACUGCGUGCCGGUCAAAGAUCUGCGGACGUUGUCUAUAGACUUCCCUGUUCCGGAUACCAGGAGAUAUUAUAAGACCGGUCCAGGUCACUAUCUGUCUCACCUGCUGGGUCACGAGGGAAAAGGAAGUCUGCUGUCCGCACUCAAGGAGAGGGGUUGGUGCAACAGCUUAGUGGGCGGCACUCGACUCGGCGCGCGUGGGUUCGGGUUCUUCGGAGUGCAAGUGGACCUUACGGAAGAGGGGGUGAACCAUAUCGAUGAUAUAGUGACGCUGCUUUUUCAGUACAUAGCCAUGCUGCGUGAAGUUGGUACUCAGAAGUGGGUUUGGGAUGAGCAGCGCGAACUGAUGGCUCUCGACUUCCGUUUCCGGGACACCAUGGAGCCACGGACCCUCGCGUCGGGUUAUGUGCACCAGCUCCAGGAGUUCCCUAUGCCGGAUGUCCUCAGUGCGUACUAUCUAAUAACGGACUGGAAGCCGGAGCUCAUUGAUGAGAUGCUGUCCCUCCUCGCAGCUGACAACGCACGCAUCGCGAUCGUUGCCAAAUGUUUCUCGGAGAAGUGCACACAGACGGAACCCUGGUACGGAACGAAAUACCUGCAAGAGGAUAUCGAGCCUGAGAAGAUAGAGAACUGGAAGUCAGUGCGGUCAAUCCCUGAGUUCCACCUUCCCUCCCGCAACGAGUUCAUCCCCUCGGCGGAGGGACUGCGGCUGGCGAGCCCUGAGUCCACCACCGAGGCUGUGGCGCCCAUCAUCGUGAAGGACACGCCCCUCAUGAGACUGUGGUACAAACAUGACAACGAGUUUCAUCUGCCGAAAGCAUUCAUCACAUUCGAUCUGGUCAGCCCCCUUGCGUAUUCGGAGCCUCGCAACUGCAACUUGACCACGUUAUGGGUGCUGUUGCUGCGGGAUUCCCUGCAGCAGUUCGCGUACGCUGCCGAGCUGGCAUCGCUGAGGUGGAGCAUCGGAAACGUCAGACACGGCAUCAGUAUAACAGUAGACGGGUACGAUGAUAAACAACAGAUUCUUCUCGAGAAGAUCAUAGACAAGGUGGUGAACUUCAAAGCGGACCCGAAGCGCUUCGAGAUCAUGAAGGAGAACCACAUCCGGGCUAUCAAGAACUUUGAGGCCGAGCAGCCUUAUCAGCACGCCGUGUACCAACAAGCGCUAUGUCUGUCAGAGAUGGUGUGGACCAGGUGCCAACUACUGGAAUCUGCCGUCAAUAUAACCCCAGAGCAGCUGGACGAGUACACGUCAAGAGUGUGUCGGCAGCUGCACAUCGAGGGAAUCGUCUUCGGCAAUGUGACCCGAGAACGGGCGCUCAAACUAGCAGACAGCAUCGAGAAUAAGUUCCCAAAAGACGGAGUACCAUUGCUGGCCCAACAACUCCUGUUAACCAGAGAGGUCGAGAUGGAAAAAGGGUCGUGGUACCUGCGGGAGACGGAGAACAAGGUGCACAAGUCGUCGUGCGCGUCGCUGUACUACGCGUGUGGCCUGCGGGAGCCGCGCGACAACGUGACGCUGGAGCUGCUGGCACAGACGCUCAGCGAGCCCUGCUUCCACGUGCUGAGGACACAGGAGCAACUGGGGUACAUCGUGUUCAGUGGAGUGCGGCGCUCCAACGGCGUUCAGGGACUGCGGGUGAUCGUGCAGAGUGACAAACAUCCCGCGCACCUGGAGGACAGGAUAGACGCCUUCCUCGACGGAUCGCUGGAGUACCUAGAGAAGAUGACGGAUGAGGAGUUCUUGAAACACCGCGGCUCGCUCGCGGCGCAGCGCCUGGAGCGGCCGAAACGGAUGAACACCAAGGCGGCGCAACUGUGGAGCGAGAUCAACGCACAGAUGUACAACUUUGACCGAGCACGAAUGGAGGUGGAGCAACUCAACACGGUCACCAAACAAGAGCUCGUCAACUUCUAUAAGAAACAUAUCUGGUCGUCGUCGAAGGAACGUCGCAAGUUGUCGGUGCACGUGGUGUCUGUCGCUGAAGGCGGUGCGGGCAAACGGGGAGAGGAAGAACCGGAGCAGCAGGCCGACGCGGAGAGAGACGUGGAGCCCGUCACGAUAUCGGAUCUGAUCGAGUUCAAGUAUCGCCGGCGACUGUACGCACACCCCGCGCCCUUCCUGAAUAUUCCACGCAAGGGUACCCACUGCAAGCUGUAGGUGGCGCCACUGAGUACCACGAUCAACGAUACCGGCUAUUGGAUACAGACGACCGUCGAGAGAAGACGAACAAUAGAUGCGUCACUAAUAUAACAAUAACAAUGUUACAGAGACACAUAAAUUAGAUGGUAUUUAGAGUAAGCGAGAUACACUACAAUAUCUGCUAUCCCUUUCGUGUAUGCGAUUUUUUUUCUGAACUUGUGCUCCUAACAAACAAUGGCUGCCGUGGUACAAUACAUUUAAUUUAAAUUCUAAUUAUUAAUUAUAUAUUAUCUAUAUAUCUAAUUAUACAAAUUCUUAUUUUUAAUUGAGUGAUUUGGUGUGAAUUCCGUUAUUAUAUUAUUAAUAUGGGACGUCAUUUUCUAUUACGCUGUACAAAUCGCUCAGAACGAAAAUAUGAAAACAACACACAUCACAGACUAUUGCUAUCUCAUUUUCAUACGGUCGAAAACAUUUAUUCUAUUCUUUCUAUAGUGCCUUCUGUGGAACGGCACCACAAUUCAACCGUCGCGUUUAAAAGUAGACCACCAAACUUAGAGUAUAUAUUUAAACUUUUAUCAUCACUUUGACAUAGUAAUUAUUAUGACGGGUACUCACGAUAUAUGUUGUAAAGCAGUCAGGGAAAAUAAAAAUAGUAUUUUAUCACCAAUUACUUUAUAUUAUAAAUUUUACAAUUAUAGCUUUUAACUUUCAAAUAUAUACUCUGGUAAUUAUUUUACAAUACCUUAAAACUGCAGAAUAACUUAUUCAGCCUGGGUUUUUAGCGUAGGCCCUCACGGGAUUCCCGAAGACCAUUGUACAUUGUAUUGUUACCGGGGUAACUAUUCGGGGCAAUGGUCCCUAUCAGUGACGUCUUCGCCGCCUACAACUACGGGCGGGGCUCUGGGUGAGACCGGUUGGUCCAUGGUGUCAUGUCCGGAGAUAUCCUGCUGCAGUGCGAUCGAGCCCGCGUAGUGUCGCGAGCGAUCUGCGGACGGGGGCAGGGUGGUUGGUCCGUGGUUGGCUUGCGUCUGCAGCUCAGCGAGGUCGAGCCCGCCGGUAGUGUACCGGUGAGCGACCAUCAGCCAGCGGCGAAGAAGCAGUCGUGACCUAGAAGACUAGGUCACGUAGUAGUCCGCUUAUGAUACUGGGAUUGCUCCAUCGGGGCGCGCGAACUCAAAGGUUCCCAGGCGACGAACGAAGUCGUCCAGGCUCCAUGCGCAGGUUGCUGGGUUCUCCAAUGGAGACACACGCGGCUACUACCGCGUGCUGUUCGCGCUGAGACGGGUCGCUGCGAGCGCAGCAGUCGCUGGCGCACCAUCUCCGGAGCACCACGCUUCGUACGCAAUCAGGUCAUCUCCAGAGAGGGGAAACAAGGAUUCCCAUCUGCGGGGCGGGAGGGAUAACGCAGCAUGCAUGAGUGAUGCGCCUGCGCGCUUUGCUUCUCCGCUGCGGGCGUCACCGUGCGUGCGGCACGAGUCGUUGUCGCGGCCGGCGUGGGCGUCGAUUGUCGUCGUCCGUCGUCCGACUGGCGACGACGGACUCGCGACGACCGUGUCGUCACCGGCUCCCGUCGAAGGCCCCGCCCGGGCUGUGGGCGCAGCGAGGCGACACUUGGCCGGUCGAUAUAAGCGCAUGCAUCUGCCUCGAGGCCGGAGAUCGUUGCGGCGAAGCGGGCGCGGUUUUGUUGCGCGUCGCGAUAUCGGCGGUAGGCUUGGCGGUGGCAUGUUGGAAGGUUACUUUCGCUUUCAGGACUCACAGAUUUUUUUUGCCUUGCCUUAGGCGCGGCCCAAGCGGAGGUCACGUCACUUCAUCACCCUGGUCCCCAGGGCUUGCCUCUGUUGGCAGAACGGAGUGAUGUCGUGUUGACCCAGAACACCAACCGUGGUCAAAAAAAUUUUGUUAAUAAUAUAAUUUUUCUGCAUACCCACAGAGCAAAUAGGAAUUAAUAUCGGUCUGAUAAAAGUAGAAUUAAUGGUGUUCUGUAACUUAAAUUCUGUAAUGAUAGUUCGAAAUAGACGAAGUAAUUCCAUAAUAAAAAUAGUUUAAAAAACUAUAAAACACGCAUUGUUUGUAAAGAUAAUGGUUGAAAUUUAAAAUUUACAUUUCAAAUACAACAAAUCUUAUUUUGCAAAUUGAAAAUGGAAUAAUUGUAUCAAAUUAACGUAUUGUCAUCGGUUCUCGAUAAAUCGAAUUUUGAACAUACAUACAGGUGAAACUAAUAAAAAGCGCGUAAAAAUAGAAAUGAUUAAAAAAAAUAUUUCUAUUUAAUUAAUCCCCUGUCUACUAUAUUUUUUGGGUAUUGAAUCCAAAAAUACUAUAUUCGGUCUAAAAAAAAGUUGUCAGCCCUACCUCACAUAGAUAUCUAUUGAUUAAAUAAAAUAUUUUUUAGCUUAUGCCAUAUCAUAUGCUUGUCAUAAUACUAAGAAGCGAAAUUUAUGUAUCGAUUUUAAGGAUUUUAGACUUAGAUACUUUAAAUUUUAGAUUCAAGUUAGAAAAAAUUUAUAUAUUUUGUUUUGUUUAUGUUCUACUAGAAUAUUGUACUAUUUUAGAAUCUAGAUAAGUUGUGUUAACUUUUGUACUAACUCGCCCGAACAGUAUUGAUAUAAGUGCCUUUUCUAGAUAAAACCUGUGAGUAAUAGUUGUCUUUGGUCACACCAUGAGAACAAUUUAUUCGUCUUUUUUUGGCUUUACCUAGUCCUAAACUAGCACCGCGAGCAAGUAUUGUAUUUUCUUUUACCGAUCAACAUUAAAAGAAAAAAUAAAGCCUUUAGAAAUGUAUAUGUAUUUUUCUGGGAUGAUGUUGUAAAAGCGUAUAUAUCGCCCAAUACAAGACUUACUAACCGAGUAGUAGGCAUUAUAAGUUUAUGUUUGUUCCUGUUGUUAACAUUAUGGUUAUGACAGUUUCUAGAAAAUUCACUUACAUAACAUCAUAAGUAAAGUGUCAUUUGUCCAGUAAUUUUACUAGCUACGGCGCCCUUCAGAGCGAAACACAAUAAUGCUUCACGGCAGAAAUAGGUGCCGUUGUGGUACCCAAAAUCUAGCCGGCAUCCUGUGCAAAGGAGCCUCCCACUGGUAGUACAGUGGUUAGUAUCGUUGAUUGUCUUAAUGUAUCUGUUUAGUUCAAAUUUAUUUAAGCUAUGUAUAUAUAUUUAUGUGUGGAUUUUAAGAGUAAAUGCUUAAAUAAUUAAAA